ACACAUUGUUCUGUGUCCAGCUGUGCCUUGUUCUCCUGUGGGCUGAGAUGACGACAGAAACAAGCGAGGGGGUGGAGAGAACGACAGAGUGAGGGACUCUGAUGCAGAUUCAGAGUAGAACGCUCAUUUCUUUGUUAACAUCUCAUCGUGAUGUCAGUUUAUGAAGCCUGAGGUAUCCAAUUCCAAAGCUUGAACAGAAAAAAAACAUAUCCCAAGAUGCAGUGGUGCAGGUGGGCGGGCAGUUGGAGAUCACACCUAUCAAGACAGUCUGCAGGGCCUGAGGUUGAGGACUCUUUUGACUUUCUAUUUAAAAUCAUCCUGGUUGGAGACUCAGAUGUUGGAAAGACCUGUGUGGUCCAAAGCUUCAAGUCUGGAAUUUUCAUUGAGAAACAGCAAAACACCAUCGGGGUUGACUUUACUGUUCGCACCUUGGACAUUGACGGAAAGAAGGUGAAGAUGCAGGUGUGGGACACAGCAGGACAAGAGCGUUUCCGUACCAUAACUCAGAGCUACUACCGCAGCGCUCAUGGGGCCAUGGUAGCUUAUGACAUCACACGCCGCCCCACGUUUGAAUCUGUACCACACUGGAUCAGGGAGGUGGAGCAGUACGGAGCCGCCAGCAUAGUACUCAUACUUAUUGGGAAUAAGUCGGACCUCCACACACAGAGGCAGGUGUUGUUUGAGGACGCAUGCACGCUGGCGGAAAACAACCACAUUUUGGCUGCUCUGGAAACCUCAGCCAAGGAAGCUCAGAACGUGGAGGCGGCCUUCAUCCUUAUGGCUCGUGAGCUGCUGGCGAGGAACGGCAUGACCAUCACAGAUGAGGCACACACAGAUUCGCCUCAUUUCAUGUUAAGCAACAGCUCCCACCAGAUCUAUGGCUCUGAACCUUCAGAUAAGAAGUGUGGGUGCUGAGGGACAUGCACACAGUGACUUAAAAAAUGUCUGGCAUCAGCAAACAUACAUGUUUAAAAAGCUAACAGAGAAAAAGGGUUAUUUAUAUACUUAGUGUAUGUUUUAGCAGAUACAUAUAUUCUGUGUGUAAAUGAGUUUUGUAUUGCUUUCAUAUUGUGUGUAUUUUCAUAUUUAUACUAAGUAAAAUCAGUAUAACC
This is a messenger RNA of Sphaeramia orbicularis (orbiculate cardinalfish), 1112 nucleotides long. RefSeq names its product RAB19, member RAS oncogene family (gene rab19). The coding region runs from base 217 to 915 and encodes 232 amino acids. The record is from RefSeq and is a predicted model, not a curated record. Gene Ontology annotation, molecular function: GTPase activity; GTP binding. The transcript has 5 exons. Lineage: Eukaryota; Metazoa; Chordata; Actinopteri; Kurtiformes; Apogonidae.